UUGUAGUCUCCCUUGGAACAGCUGUUGCUAUUCAACUUUCACUUUGGCUUCGCCUUGACUGGCCGCUUCUUGAGAGGGCCAAGAGUUGUCGGUGAAGUUGUGGUUCCGUUGAUACAGUUAUGUUGCAGUAACACCCGUACACGCACGCAAUCACGGCACAAGCUAACACCCAACCAGAAAAGAUGGCCGACCUACGGAGUCGCCACAAUGGAACCGUUGCCGUGGAGAAGGAAAGCCAAAUCCAAACCGGAAGCCACCACAACAACAAUAGAGGGUUGGAUAAGGAAGCAUCCGCGAAUGGAAAGCCGGAGAAGAGUGACCCCAUGAUAUAUAUAAUCUUCGUAUCGCUGCUCUUCGACUUACUGGCCUUCACCAUUAUUUUGCCUCUGCUGCCGUCGCUGUUGGAGCACUAUCGCCAGAACGACAGUUCCGGCCUGUAUGCGGUGCUCACGGAUCGGGUGCGCUGGUUCCAGCAGCUCCUUGGCGCCCCGGAGCGCUACAUAUCGGUGCUAUUUGGGGGCUUCCUCGGCUCCAUGUUCAGUUUCCUGCAGUUCGUGGCCAGUCCGAUUGUAGGAGGACUCUCGGAUUACUACGGAAGAAAACCAGUCCUGCUGGUUUGUGCGACCGGCAUUGCGUUAUCCUAUCUGCUCUGGGCCUGCUCGAGCAACUUUGCCCUGUUCGUUUUGGCCCGCUUCGUGGGCGGCAUCAGCAAGGGCAACAUAUCGCUGUGCAUGUCCGUCAUUACGGAUGUGUCCAGCGUAAAGACCCGAGGACGCGGAAUGGCCCUUGUGGGCGUGGCCUUCUCACUGGGCUUUAUUGUGGGGCCCAUGAUCGGUGCCCUGUUCGCCAUAUUCUCCGAUAAAAGUGGAAGCACUUGGUUCGUGUUGCCCUCUCUGCUGGCGUUUGGCCUGGCAGUUGGAGAUCUGCUGGUCCUGGCGUGUUGUCUGCGGGAAACUUUGCCGAAGGAGAAACGUGUUAAGGAGAUAUCAUCUGCCCUGUCGUAUGGCCUGCAGUUGCUCAACUUUAGGGCCAUAUUUAGAUUUGCUGCCAUCAAAAAUGUGCCCAGGAAAGACAUUGCGGCCCUGCGAUCCAUUGGCCUGAUAUAUUUCCUUUAUCUCUUUCUGUAUUCCGGUUUGGAGUUCACCGUCACAUUUCUGAUGUACCAUAAAUUUGGUUACACUUCGAUGGAUCAGGCGAAGAUGUUUCUUACAACAGGUGUAAUAAUGACGUUGCUGCAGGGAUCUGUGGUCCGACGGUUGCCCGAGGCGAAGAUCAAGGGCUAUGCCAUCUUCAGUCUGUACCUCAUUGUACCUGCCUUCGUAAUAGUCGGCCUGGCCGAGGGCAGUCGGAUGCUCUACGCCGGCAUGACUCUAUUCGCAAUCUCCACAGCCUUCGCUGUCACCUGUCUGACCACCCUCGUAUCCAAAUACGGAAACGAUGACCAGAAGGGUUCAGUACUGGGCAUAUUCCGCUCACUGGGAGCUUUGGCUCGUGCUCUGGGUCCCGUGGUGGGGUGCAUUGCCUUCUGGUGCGUGGGCUCGAGGAUCACCUAUAUAGCCGGCGGACUUUUGCUCAUUUAUCCAGCCGUGGCCUUGCAACGCGCUCGCAUUUAGGUGCAAUAAGAACAGAGUUUAUACAUAAAUCACACUAGAUAUCAACGCAAGUAUUAGCUGCACAUUAUACUUAAUUUAUUGUUUUUAUACAAGUAUUUUAUAUUUAAAUAAAAACCUUUUUACUCCGA
Drosophila erecta is the source of this 1741-nucleotide messenger RNA. RefSeq names its product major facilitator superfamily domain-containing protein 10 (gene rtet). Gene Ontology annotation, biological process: transmembrane transport. NCBI's taxonomy places the organism in Eukaryota, Metazoa, Arthropoda, Insecta, Diptera, Drosophilidae. The transcript has 6 exons. The record is from RefSeq and is a predicted model, not a curated record. Gene Ontology annotation, molecular function: transmembrane transporter activity. Bases 183 to 1613 code for a protein of 476 amino acids. Gene Ontology annotation, cellular component: brush border membrane.